UUUCUUCUUUUUUUUGAAUGAACAGUGACGUAGCCCCCACAGGAAACCAGUUGGUUAGUGAGGAGAAUGAAGUAAGAGGCCAGAAUAUAUCCCCGCCUCCUUCCCCCCAGUUCUCUUCUCCUUCCACCCCCGCCCUCCCGCCCCCCCUCUCCAUCCCUCUCUGUCUGCCCCGCUGCAGCUGCACUGAACUCUCCCUGUGGCGCUGCUGCUGCCGCUGCCGCUGCUGCUGCUGCCUCUGCUGCCGCCGUUGCCGCCGCUGCCGUUACAAGUGACUGUGCAUUAGCCGCCAGGACCUCCCGCCGGCGGCGCACAGAGCCGACUCAGUCACCCCAGCCCUGACUUCGUUGCACAGGGGUGGAGGUGGUAGAGGAGUCGCGGAGGAGGAGGCGAGGAGGGGGGAGGUGCCGGUGCUGGUGGUGGAGGUGGAGGUGGUGGAAGAGGAGAAAGGGUGUGCGGCAGCGGAGGAUGCCCCGGUGGGGUACAGCGGAAGAGGGGGUUUAGAGGGGAGAACUUCGUAGCAGUCAUCCUUUUUAGGAAAGGAGGGAAAAAUAAAACCCUCCCCUCACGGCUUUACCCCCACCCCUUCACCAGCACCACCACACACAGCGAGGUCUCCUCUCGCGGAGCACACGGUGGAGUGUGUACGCUUUCUGCCUUCAUUUACCAAGCAGCUUUUUGGAAAAUGUCUUUUCUGUCCGGAGUUUAAUCAAAAGGAGAUUUUUUUUUUUUUGCUCUUCCAUCUUUUUUUCCCUCCUCCUCUCCUCUCUUUUAAAUGGAGACGUGAAGCAGUUAUUGGAAUAGAGAUCAAUGCCUGUACGCGCGCGUGUGUGCGUGUGUAAAUUGCACAGGGAAAACCACAGGACUUCUGCAAAAUACUGGAUUGAAAAUUGUAAUUCAUCUGCUGCCGCCGCCGCCGCCGCCACUGCCUUUUUCUUUCUUUCUUUUUCCCCCCUCAUUUUUGCUUCUGGAUUCUCCGAUUGGGGUUUCUAGGGUUUGACAUUUCUCUGGAGAUGUCUGGAACAGAAGUCUGGGAAUUAAUUUGGAAAUCCUGAUUUUUUCCAACUCCUGAUUGAUUUGGAAGUUUCAAAGCAAAUAGAACUUGAAAAUCCUGAAGAUUUGUGGGAUUUCCCCCCCUUAUGAGCUUGUUCUGUUUUCACAAAAAGGAAACUUGACAGAGGAGCAUACAGUACUUAGAAUACAAGUAAGUUCUUUGCAGAGGAAAAAUUACUUUAUGUAACUUUUAAUAGACCUUUUAGGUUUUACAUAAAGGUGCAUUAGACUAUAUUUGAUUCCAAGACUAGCAAAUUCUUAUAAGUUGUAUAAUAUGUAGCAGAAAUGUUAGGAACGACAUUCACCUAGAGUAUAUAGAAGAAAAUGCACCUGAUUUUGACUCAGUAUGAGUUUUUUUUUUUUUUUUUUAACCUUUCAGCAUCGCCGAGGAAAUAGAAUAAAAUAACCUAAAUAGCGUGCCUCAUUGAAAUAAAAAGAUUCAAAAGGAAUUAAAAUAAUUAAAUACUGUGCAUCUCAUACCAGGGGAAAACACCAGGAAGAACAAAUUCAGAGACAAGACUUCCCUAAAGUCAAGAAAUGAAAAGCACAUCCAAUAAAAUAACUGGAUUAUAAUUAUUGUUCUGUAUUUUGCCAGGUGUGGGGUGGGAGAGGGAAUAAGAGGUGGGUGUUGUCACCAUUUGGCUGCUCUCCUUGGUGUUCACUGCUCUCUCCUUUGGGAAUAAUGGCUCACCCUGGAAGAAGAGGAUAUGAUAACCGGGAAAUAGUGAUGAAAUACAUUCAUUAUAAGCUAUCACAGAGAGGGUACGAGUGGGAUGCUGGAAAUCUGAGGACACCAGCCUCUCCAAGUCUUCCUCCUGUUGUUGCUUCUGCCCCUGCUGUUGGAAUCUUCUCUAACCAGCCAAGACAUACACCUCUGCCUGCUGCACCCCAGGACUUGGCCACUUCUACUACUGCUGCUGCUAGAAACUCACCUUUGCCUCCUCCUCCUGCUGUUGCUGCUGCUACUGUUGCUGCUGGACCAGCUGUCAGUCCAGUGCCACCUGUGGUCCACCUGACUCUUCGUCAAGCUGGAGAUGAUUUCUCUCGAAGAUAUCGAAGAGAUUUCGAUGAAAUGUCAGGUCAGCUGCACCUGACCCCUGUUACUGCUAGGGGACGCUUUGCCACAGUAGUGGAAGAGCUGUUCAGGGAUGGGGUGAACUGGGGGCGGAUUGUGGCCUUCUUUGAAUUUGGUGGUGUUAUGUGUGUGGAGAGCGUCAACCGGGAGAUGUCGCCUCUGGUGGACAGCAUAGCCCUGUGGAUGACUGAGUACCUGAACCGGCACCUGCACAACUGGAUCCAGGAUAACGGAGGAUGGGAUGCCUUUGUGGAAUUAUAUGGCAACAGCAUGAGACCUUUGUUCGAUUUCUCCUGGCUGUCUCUGAAGACUCUCCUCAGCCUGGCUCUGGUGGGAGCUUGCAUCACUCUUGGUGCCUACCUAGGACACAAGUGAAUAAGCAAACACACACAAUGGAUAGAUAUGCAAAAGACUCACUAAACUGUAGAAAUAGUAUGCAUUUUUUUUUCAGUGAUCCAUAAUAAAAUUUGGGUGUGGUCUCUUUAAAAAAAAAAAAAAGGAAAACAUUGGAGGAAAAAAAAAACUUCUGGGCAAAAUAUUAAAUCAGCUAUUUACUGCCAAAGGGAAAUAUCAUUUAUUUUUACAUUAUUAAAAAAAUUUAUUUAUUUAAGACAUUUACAUGUAACCUCCUGUCUUCAGAAACUCUGCCGCUUACAGCAAAGUAACUCUUACUAUGGCUCCACACAGAAUCUCCUGUGCCUAUAAAUGCUGAUUUGUUUUAGACGGAGUUGGCUGGACUAACUCAAUCUCCGAAGAACAAACAAACUGACAAAGGACCUUACUGUUGGGGAAGAGCUUUUUUAGGCUGCUUGAUUAUAGGGAGGUGGGGUGCAUUUUAUGUGCAUUUAUUUGCCCUGCAUGGAAAUAGAAUUAUUUCCUGCUAGGAAAAAAAUGACACUUUGCUUAUGAUUUGCAUGGUGCACACACCAUCCAAGAAGAAAAGGAAAUUUGAGGGCAGACUUAUGGUCCGUUAAGAUUCUUCAUAUUUCCUCCACCUCCCCAGGACAGCUAUGGGAAAUAUAAUCAUAAAUCAUAUAUGAAAGUAUUUUUUUAAGCUACCAAUUGUGCCGAGACAGCUUUUUAACGAUUAAGACAAUAUCAUCCAAUACCUUAAACACUGAUUUGUCUAUUCAGAUACUCAGAGAUAUGUCAGUCCAAAUACUCCCUAUCUGAGUAGGAAACUGGCUCCUUUGGAACAUCAAGAAAUCAACAUGUCAGUGAUUUCUUCAGCAUCAGGGUGUUUUUUUUUUUUGAACUACUCACACAGAAACAUCAGGACACCAUAAGUGCCUGUUUCUCCAGGGUAAGACUGCAGCUUGCAGGCCUGUCUUGUGUCCCAACUAAGUGGGCUCAUUCCUGGAACCACUCCCAUGCAGGCACUGGUCUCCAUGAGGGUUUCUAAACAGUGCAGUGUGGUCUCUGAAACUUUGGAAGUUAACAAAGUUUUGAAUUCCAUUGGCAAAUAAACAUUUUUCCAUUCAAGAAAGAACUCUAAGUGGGCUCUAUUAGGGCCUGUUUAUCAAAUUGGAGAUAAUGAAAUCAAUUUAAGCUCAUUUUUCCAAUUUAAAGUGGAAUUUGGGGACGAAAACUAUUUUUUCCACAUUGGUCAUUUCUUAAGUUUGCCGUCGAAGAAGACAAAGCUCUCAUAGUCAUCUCCCAGAUCAUCCUGACAAUUUUAGAAAACUGAUUCAGUCCAGGAAGAGGCAAAAAAAGGGGAACCCUGCUGCCUUUGUGUUGGAGGGAGAGAGAGAAAAAAGAGACACACACAGAGAGAAUGUGGUUAAAAAAAAAAAAGGACUUGAAUCCCUUUUAUAUCCAGAUUUUAAAUCAAUCUCAAUAAGGCAGACAGAUGAGGAACAGUAAAUUGUACCAAAUACUGUCCAAACAGCAUGCCUGUAUUUGGGACUGAGCUCUGACAUAUUGAUGUGGUUCAAAGGAAGGUUUUAAUAAAGAAGGGAAAUGUCAAAAGGAGUGUCAUGGACUAAUUAACUUAUGCCUAUGGAAUUUGAUGGGAAAACUCAUUAACUCAUCAUUAUUAUUGUUUGUUCUUAUUUGGAAACCUGGAAGGGGGAGAAAAAUUCCAGUUGUGGAAUUUGGAGAUUAUCUGCACAUCCUGGGAGCAAAGAAAAGAAACAGUGGCUAAAACUGUUGAGGAAUCUCAAAAGAGAUCUAGCCUCCAGCUCAUAAACUAGAGAAGAAUUUGUAUUUUAAGUUUAGAUUUCGCUUUGUGAUAUACAUGAAAUACCUUUGAGGCAUUAUGGCAUUAUAUACCAUUUAUCUGUAUUAACUUUGGAAUGUAUUUUGUUUAAUGUUUAAUGCUGUAGUUGAUGUGUUUUCAAAGCUGCUUUUUUUUUUUUUUUAGGUAUGUGCAUCUCAGCAUUUAAAAUUUUUUUAAUUUAGUUAUGACCUCUACACUAUUUGUUAGCAAGGACGAGAAUUUUCCAUUUAAAGUUUUGUAUUUUGACUCUCCAGAAACUCUUAACAAUGCCUCUUGUAGUCUUUGGACCUCGGACAGCUGAAGGAGAGGGAACUGUAGCUUUUGAGGGCAUUCAUCUCAACAGGUUUUGUACUAUGCUUUGAAACAGAAAUGUUGGAAUAAAGCAAAACGGCAUUUGCUGUUGUACCCCUGACCUUGUUCCUUAUAGUUUUAUUUAACCUGAAUAAUUCUGAGUUUAGUAACUCAAGUUAUUUGAGAAUGUGCACAUUCAGCUAUAACCAUGGGGUUCAUUUGCAUGAAUUUUCUAAGAUAGAGACUUUCUAGGGCCUUAUAGUAAUUAAGACUCUAGCCCUAGGAGUGUGUAACUUUUAGACUUGCAUCAAAAUGACCCAUUUAAAUAUAGGUACCAAGGAAAGCCAUAGGAGCUUAUUUAAAUAGGUCAUUUUUCAUGAGAGUUAGUAGCACUUAUGGGUUCACAUUUGGAACAGAAUAGACUUGUAGAGUGGAAAAUGGCAUGAAUUAUAAGUCAUUAUUCAGAACCAAAUUAGUGAAGAAGAUAAAAUGAUUUUUUUGGUUUCAAUUUUAAAAUGUUUUAUUAUUUUAUGAAAGGUUUACAUUUUCAAAAGUGGCAAAUAUUGAACUGAAAGCCCUGUGCUGCUAUGCCAACAAGAUCACCUGCAUGGAGUUGGUUUUGUAGUUCACUCCAAGUGUCAAGAUUUUCCAAGCUGCUUUAGAAGUAAUAUGAAGUACCUGAUGAACAUUUAAAAGAUAAAGUCUGAUUGGUGUUUGGUUGUCUUUGUGGUUGUUGUUGUUAUUGUCCUUUGAAAAAAAAAACCUGGGUUUCCCACUAUAUGAGUAAAGUGUGUAUAUAUAUGUGUGUAUAUAAAUAUAUAUAUAUUAAAAAAUUAGUCAUGGUGGUUGAUGUUUGUUUGGUUUUCUCUUGCUAUUGGGGAUCUCAUUUUCUGGUAUUCCCCAUGAAAAACUUUUGCCACCUGACUCUAGAAUUGUACAGUAUUUCCAUGCCUGCACUUGCUCAGAGACUAGUUGAUAAUGCAUUUCUUUUUGUUAAAGAUAUAGAAAUGAUGAAUGUAUAUAAAAGUUUGAACUAAUCAAAUUUUUUUCUUCAUCUCCUUUCCUAGGAUAUUGUUCUCUAGCUCUAUACCUUUGGGUAUACCCUCAUUGAAUCAUUUACACCUAAUGUUUAUGACAUGCACACACGCAUGCACACACACAUACACACACACACACACACACACAUACCUCAUACUAUGUAUUGGUUGUCUAGGGCAGAGAUAUAAAAGACACAUAUUUUCAACUGGGUCCAUUGACAUUAAGAAAAGGCUAUGAGGGAAAGAACACUCCACUGUCCGCAUGAAUAAAUAAACCCUUAAUUCCUAAAGCUUUAAAAGUCUUUCACAUAGAAAAGCAACACUUUUACACUAUUGUAGAAGAAGAAAAAAUGCUGCAUUGGGUAGUCAACCAAGCUCUACCAUCCAAAAUAUUCAAAAAGGACAGAAAAUUAUUUUUAGACUCUCUCUUUGUGGAAACUCGAGUUCAUAAAUAUAGCAAGUACCCAGCUAAUAAAACAAAACAAAACAAAAGACAAACAAGAGUGUGCCCUCAAUUCUCCAUUUCACCUUGUAAGUUUCAGAUUUGCCCAUUUAUUUAGAAAUGGCUUUUAAUUAUAUAGUCAGUCAUCAAGCAUUUAGACUGUUUCCUUUUUUCCCAGCACCAGAUGCAAUGAUUAUAAAAUCAAAAAAUCAAAAACAUAAGAAUUAUGUUUAAAAGUGAAGAAUCAGAACUUCUCAGCAACAUGACAUGAAGGACUGACUAAAUUUUCAAGAGUCUAGCAAUGCUUAAUUUACACUGAAGUAAAUAAUUAAGAAUUUCCACUUUAAACCCCAAUUUAACCUAUUGAAUUCUUUCAAGGUUGUGGCUAUGGUUAGUUACCCUUUCUUAUCACUUACAUUGAAUGAUUUACAUGGGCUGUGUGAAAGACAGAGAAAGGUCUUUGGGAAACAAAUAUUUCUAAGGACAUCAAGGAACAGAGUUUAAGCUCUGAUUCUAAUUCUGUCCUUUGGUGUCAUAAGCAAUAGGAGAUGAAUGUGAUUGUUCACAUAAAAAAACAACAACAUAUUCACACACUCAGACGCACACAGGUCUAAAAUUCAAGUCCAUGUAGAGCCUAAUCAGAUUAUUCUUGUUACUUUGAAUUAUAUGUGUUUUUAGGAGUUUUAUUGUAAUAAUGGAGGAAGGGGAAGGAAGAAAGAGAUUAACAGUAGUAAAUCAGGUUCUGAAAACAAAUCAGUCUUAACAAAUAUUUUACAGAAUUAGUGGACCUGAUUAAUUUGCUGUAAAUAUGGAAAAAUUGAAAUAGAACCUUUGUUAGUGCUAAAUAUAUCAUAUGAUAAUGACCCAGUAUGAUAAGAGAGUAUUUUACUACUCUCAUAUACAGCUCUAUUGGCACCAGUGGACCUAAAAGUUCAUUUCAGUAUGAUUGUCUUGCUUAAAAAACUCCUUUGAAAGUUAACAUUCUGGAUAUAAGUUUGCAUUCCAAGUCUAUGUGAUAGGUAUUUAAACAGUCAUUUGUUUAAAUUGGUGGAAUAAUCAUUGACACAGCCUGCCUUAGAGUGGGGACAUUUCUUUUUUGCUUAUUUGCUAUCAUGAUAGUUUCAUACAGCAUCAUGAUAGUGCUGGCAAUGUAACUCACAAUUCUUUCUAAUUAAAUUGAGGAAUAAUGAUACCAGUCAGUGAAGUAUGCAAAAAAAAAGAAGCACUCUCUUUUAUGAUCUGGUACUCUCUUUCAUGGUCACUGAAUGUAUGGGCCCUUACAAUUAAGUCACAAUGGGAACUGAACAUUGUAAAUAGUUCAGAAGAAACUCAUCAUUGCUCUCAGAAAAAUAACCCCAAAAUGUCUGUUCUGCUGCUGAUAGUCAAUCAUGCCAUCUCUAUAUACAACAGACAGCAUAUCAAUGACCAAAAAGACUGAAACAGCAACUUGGUAUCCUAAUCGUUUAUAUAAAGGUACGAGGACAAUCUUACAAAUAUAUAGCAGAGAGGCUAUAUUACAGCUGAUUUUUAAGUCUGUGUUAUUACAAGUUGACUCUAAUUUAGCAAGUGGUCAUUAACUCCAAGUAUUUCCAUUCUUUCCUUGGGAAAAAGUUUAUAGCUAGUUUUCUUGAUGGAAUGUAAUACAAUCUCCAUUUAUAUUGGCCAGGGUAGCAUUGUGAAUAGUAGUAGGUGAUCUAAUUUCAUUUGGAGAACCUAAACAGCUGCAUUCAUUAAAAAUUUUUGAAGCCUUCAAAACAUCCAAAUACUAUUUGCUUGGAUUCUCUUUUUUUUCAUCCUUAAAUUAAACUUUAAACAUAAUUCAAUUUUAUGCUGAAUGUUUUGAUUUUUAUAGGAACUACUCUAAGUUUUCUGUUUUUAACUUGGGAGCUGAGUUUUCAGUAUCACCAGCAUCACUGUACAUAAAGCAAUUUUGUUUAUGCAGUACCUUGGAUAUAUGUAUGGGAAAGUAAAGUAGUUUUCCAGUUCGCUACCAUUAAUUACAAUGGCAUUGUUUUAUAUUAGUUGUUGGGGGGGAGAUCACAUUGCCAUUAAAUUUGUUGUGUCUGUCCAGUUAUUAUUGUGAAAGAAGAAAAAUAAAGUGCACUGUGAGCUAUUGGUUA
This is a messenger RNA of Sarcophilus harrisii (Tasmanian devil), 8233 nucleotides long. RefSeq names its product BCL2 apoptosis regulator (gene BCL2). Gene Ontology annotation, biological process: extrinsic apoptotic signaling pathway in absence of ligand; negative regulation of intrinsic apoptotic signaling pathway; intrinsic apoptotic signaling pathway in response to DNA damage. Gene Ontology annotation, molecular function: protein heterodimerization activity; protein homodimerization activity. Lineage: Eukaryota; Metazoa; Chordata; Mammalia; Dasyuromorphia; Dasyuridae. Bases 1733 to 2500 code for a protein of 255 amino acids. Gene Ontology annotation, cellular component: mitochondrial outer membrane. The transcript has 2 exons. The record is from RefSeq and is a predicted model, not a curated record.